AGGGAAGGGGUGGGAAGAGCUCGCAGCACAGCCGGGUGGCCGUCGGGCUUUGGGAGAGAGCGAGAGAGAAAUCCGGUUAAAAUCAGAGUCGGAGGGAGGUUUAACCAAAGGUCGGUUCCGUUCGGAUUAUUCCUUAAAGGGGACGCGCCAUUGUCAAGAGAACGGAGCCAGGGGCCCGAGGGCGGGGACUGGCGGCGCUGGAGGAGCGAGGCAGCUGUACUAGGACUGGGGACGGCCUAGAACAUUCCAUAUUCUAUUUCACACACGGUGACUCACUCACUACUGCUUUGCACCAGUGUGCCCACUUGAGUGCCUGUAAAGUACAAGCUCCAGAUUGAAAAAGCUUCUAGAUGGAUCCUUUCCAAACUUGGUGUCUUUUCUACAAACUCUGUGCCUCAACAACCAUUUCUAAGUGAGCUGAAGCCAUUUAUUGGUAUCUUGGAUGGGUAACAUCUAAAUGCUUAAUUCCUGAAACCACUCAAGAGUCAUAGGAUUAGACGAUCCAAGUUACCACCAGGAAAUUACUGUCUCAAGUGAUACGCUUCAGCACCAGUCAGCAAAGUGAAUAAGUACUGUGCUUCUUCCAACUUUCAUUCCACUUGGGGAGAAAAGAACAUCAUCAUGUCAAACAUUACGAUUGACCCAGAUGUCAAACCUGGGGAAUAUGUCAUCAAGAGCCUUUUCGCAGAAUUUGCUGUUCAAGCUGAAAAGAAAAUUGAAGUUGUAAUGGCUGAACCCUUGGAGAAGCUAUUGUCCAGAUCUCUUCAGAGGGGUGAAGAUCUUCAGUUUGAUCAGUUGAUAAGCUCUAUGAGCUCAGUAGCAGAGCACUGUCUCCCUUCCUUACUUCGCACCUUGUUUGACUGGUACAGACGCCAAAAUGGAACAGAAGAUGAAUCUUAUGAAUAUAGGCCUCGGUCUAGCACAAAGUCUAAGGGGGAUGAACAGCAACGUGAAAGAGAUUAUCUUCUUGAAAGGAGGGACUUAGCAGUAGACUUCAUUUUUUGUUUAGUUUUAGUUGAAGUUCUAAAGCAGAUUCCUGUUCAUCCUGUACCCGAUCCCUUAGUUCAUGAAGUUCUAAACUUAGCUUUUAAGCACUUUAAACAUAAGGAAGGAUAUUCAGGAACCAACACUGGGAAUGUGCAUAUUAUUGCGGAUUUAUAUGCAGAGGUAAUAGGGGUUCUUGCCCAAUCAAAGUUUCAGGCUGUAAGGAAGAAGUUUGUGACAGAAUUAAAAGAACUGCGACAAAAGGAACAAAGCCCACAUGUGGUACAAAGUGUCAUCAGCUUAAUAAUGGGAAUGAAAUUUUUUCGAGUAAAAAUGUAUCCUGUAGAAGAUUUUGAAGCAUCAUUUCAAUUUAUGCAGGAAUGUGCUCAGUAUUUCUUAGAAGUGAAAGAUAAAGACAUAAAACAUGCACUUGCUGGUUUAUUUGUGGAGAUUCUUAUCCCUGUAGCUGCUACUGUUAAAAAUGAAGUGAAUGUUCCCUGUUUGAAAAAUUUUGUGGAGAUGCUUUAUCAGACUACUUUUGAACUGAGCUCAAGAAAGAAGCAUUCAUUGGCUUUAUAUCCGCUAAUUACCUGCCUUUUAUGUGUCAGUCAGAAACAAUUUUUUUUAAAUAACUGGCAUAUUUUCCUACAGAACUGUUUGUCACAUUUAAAGAAUAAAGAUCCUAAAAUGUCUCGAGUUGCACUGGAAUCUUUGUAUAGAUUAUUGUGGGUUUAUGUAAUUAGAAUAAAAUGUGAAAGCAACACUGUAACUCAAAGUCGUCUUAUGAGCAUAGUGUCAGCACUUUUUCCAAAAGGCUCACGAAGUGUGGUUCCUCGUGACACACCUCUCAACAUAUUUGUGAAGAUUAUUCAGUUCAUUGCUCAGGAACGCUUGGAUUUUGCAAUGAAAGAAAUAAUAUUUGAUCUUCUCAGUGUUGGAAAAUCUACUAAAACUUUCACUAUUAAUCCAGAGAGAAUGAACAUAGGCCUCAGAGUCUUCCUUGUAAUAGCAGACAGUUUGCAGCAGAAAGAUGGCGAACCACCCAUGCCAACAACAGGAGUUAUUCUUCCCUCAGGAAAUACUCUUCGUGUAAAGAAAAUUUUUCUCAAUAAAACCUUGACAGAUGAAGAAGCAAAAGUCAUAGGAAUGUCAGUUUACUAUCCUCAAGUAAGAAAAGCAUUAGAUAGCAUCCUCAGACAUUUGGACAAAGAAGUUGGGAGACCAAUGUGUAUGACCAGUGUGCAGAUGUCUAAUAAGGAGCCUGAAGACAUGAUUACGGGGGAAAGAAAACCCAAGAUUGAUUUGUUUAGAACUUGUAUUGCUGCGAUUCCAAGGUUGAUUCCUGACGGUAUGAGCAGAACUGACCUCAUUGAAUUGUUAGCAAGGCUCACAAUUCAUAUGGAUGAAGAACUGCGUGCUCUGGCUUUCAAUACUCUGCAGGCACUAAUGCUUGAUUUUCCAGAUUGGCGGGAGGAUGUUCUUUCAGGAUUUGUUUAUUUUAUUGUUCGUGAAGUGACUGAUGUCCAUCCCACGCUUCUUGAUAAUGCCGUAAAGAUGUUGGUACAAUUAAUAAAUCAGUGGAAACAAGCAGCCCAAAUGCAUAAUAAAAACCAGGACACUCAG
Mandrillus leucophaeus (drill) is the source of this 2607-nucleotide messenger RNA. Its product is annotated as protein furry homolog-like. The record is from RefSeq and is a predicted model, not a curated record. The annotation marks the transcript as partial. The transcript is spliced from 20 exons. Gene Ontology annotation, cellular component: cell cortex; site of polarized growth. Lineage: Eukaryota; Metazoa; Chordata; Mammalia; Primates; Cercopithecidae. Gene Ontology annotation, biological process: cell morphogenesis; neuron projection development.